CGCCGCCGCCGCGAUGAAUUCGGCCGAGCAGACCGUUACGUGGCUCAUCACCCUGGGGGUGCUGGAGUCGCCCAAGAAAACCAUCGCGGACCCCGAGGGCUUUCUGCAGGCGUCGCUCAAGGAUGGGGUGGUCCUCUGCAGGCUGCUGGAGCGCUUGCUGCCCGGGACCAUCGAGAAAGUCUACCCGGAGCCGCGAAGCGAGAGCGAGUGCCUGAGCAACAUCCGCGAGUUCCUGCGCGCCUGCGGGGCCUCCCUGCGCCUGGAGAAUGGCUCCUCCCGUUUGUCGUUCAUGACUGAGUUUUGCAAGAAUCCAGGCAUGUGUCUUGCAGAGCACGGCAGUCUGGCUGGGAUUGGGUCUAGGACAUUUGAUGCAAAUGAUUUGUAUCAGGGGCAGAACUUUAACAAGGUCCUCAGUUCCUUAGUGACUCUAAAUAAAGUGACAGCAGGGCUCUCUGUGUGCUCGCCCCCGGCAGACAUCGGCCUGGGAAGCGACUCCGUGUGUGCGCGGCCUUCCUCACAUCGCAUCAAGUCCUUUGACUCCCUGGGAGCCCAGUCUUCACACAGUCGGACUUCAAAAUUGUUCCAGAGCCAGUACCGGAGUUUGGACAUGACGGAGAACAGCAACAAUCAACUGGUAGUAAAAGCCAAGUUUAACUUCCAGCAGACCAAUGAAGAUGAGCUGUCCUUCUCAAAGGGUGACGUCAUCCAUGUCACUCGAGUGGAGGAAGGAGGCUGGUGGGAGGGCACGCACAAUGGCAGGACCGGCUGGUUCCCCAGCAACUACGUGCGCGAGAUCAAGCCGAGCGAGAAGCCGGUCUCCCCCAAGUCAGGGGCGCUGAAGAGCCCUCCCAAAGGGUUCGACACGACUGCCAUCAACAAGAGCUAUUACAACGUGGUGCUACAGAAUAUUUUAGAAACAGAAAACGAAUAUUCUAAAGAACUUCAGACUCUGCUCUCAACCUACCUACGGCCAUUACAGACCACUGAGAAGUUAAGUUCAGCAAACACCUCCUAUUUAAUGGCAAACCUAGAGGAGAUCUGCUCCUUCCAGCAAAUGCUCGUGCAGUCUCUAGAAGAAUGCACCAAGUCACCCGAGGCCCAGCAGCGAGUGGGAGGCUGCUUUCUGAACCUGAUGCCGCAGAUGAGGACUCUGUAUCUCGCGUACUGUGCCAACCACCCAUCUGCUGUGAGCGUCCUCACCGAGCACAGCGAGGAGCUCGGGGAGUUCAUGGAGACAAAGGGGGCCAGCAGCCCUGGGAUCCUCGUGCUCACCACCGGCCUCAGCAAGCCAUUCAUGCGCCUGGACAAGUAUCCCACACUGCUCAAGGAGCUGGAGAGACACAUGGAGGAUUAUCAUCCUGAUAGACAAGAUAUUCAGAAAUCUAUGACUGCCUUCAAGACCCUCUCGGUCCAGUGCCAAGAGGUCCGGAAAAGGAAGGAGCUUGAGCUGCAGAUCCUGACAGAAUCCAUCCGGAGCUGGGAGGGAGACGACAUUAAGACACUGGGCAACGUCACUUACAUGUCGCAGGUCAUGAUUCAGUGUGCCGGGAGUGAGGAAAAGAGUGAGAGAUAUCUUCUCCUCUUCCCGAAUCUCCUGUUAAUGUUGUCUGCCAGUCCCAGGAUGAGUGGAUUCAUUUACCAGGGGAAGCUACCAACGACAGGAAUGAUGAUCACAAAGCUCGAGGACAGUGAAAAUCAUAGAAAUGCAUUUGAGAUAUCAGGGAGCAUGAUUGAGCGGAUCCUCGUGUCUUGCAACAACCAGCAGGACCUGCAUGAGUGGGUGGACCACCUGCAGAAGCAGACGAAGGUCACGUCCGUGAGCAACCCCACCAUCAAGCCCCACUCCAUACCAUCUCACACUCUCCCCUCGCACCCCAUCACGCCAUCCAGCAAGCAUGCGGACAGCAAGCCUGUGGCCCUGAUGCCUGCCUAUCACACGCUGCCCCAUCCUUCCCACCAUGGCACCCCACACACCACCAUCAGUUGGGGGCCCCUGGAACCCCCGAAGACCCCCAAGCCCUGGAGCCUCAGCUGCCUGCGGCCUGCGCCUCCCCUGCGGCCCUCAGCUGCUCUCUGCUACAAGGAGGAUCUCAGUAAGAGCCCCAAGACCAUGAAGAAGUUGCUCCCAAAGCGCAAGCCUGAGCGGAAGCCUUCUGACGAGGAGUUUGCCUUGCGGAAGAGCACGGCUGCCUUAGAGGAGGAUGCCCAGAUCCUGAAGGUCAUUGAAGCCUACUGCACGAGCGCCAAGACACGGCAGACUCUCAACUCCACAUGGCAAGGCACUGACCUGAUGCAUAAUCACGUCUUGGCUGACGACGACCAAUCAAGUCUAGACUCCUUGGGUCGUCGCAGUAGCCUUUCUCGUUUGGAGCCCUCAGACCCCUCGGAAGACUCUGAGUAUGACAGUAUAUGGACAGCCCAUAGUUACAGGAUGGGUUCAGCAUCUCGUUCUCGCAAAGAAUGUGCCCCGCAAGUUCUGCUUCCAGAAGAAGAGAAAAUCAUAGUGGAAGAGACCAAAAGCAAUGGUCAGACUGUGAUCGAGGAGAAGAGCCUUGUGGACACUGUAUAUGCACUGAGGGACGAAGUCCAAGAGCUGAGACAGGAUAACAAAAAGAUGAAGAAGUCAUUGGAGGAGGAGCAGAGGGCCCGCAAAGACCUGGAGAAGCUAGUGCGCAAGGUGCUGAAGAACAUGAACGAUCCCGCCUGGGACGAGACUAACCUGUGAGGACAGGCAGCCUUCCCUGCCGGGGCUGGGGCAGGCCUGGGGGGACACUGGGAACUGUGAGUGUCACGAGGAGCCGCCCCUGAGGACUUGAGCUGUGUGAGUUGGCUGAUGUCGAUCACCUUGUUGGCAGUGGGGCAGCGCCUGCCCCUGUGGUGGGGUGUGUGGACACACUGUGCCGCGCCUCCUGUACAUACCUGCUCUGGGUGCACCUUCGGUGUAUGCCUGGGCUCCUUGCCGGGGCCUGUGCCCUCUCCACCACCUCUGGGCCGGCACCCAACCUGUCCCCACUGCCUCAGUCUCCACGGUGCUCUGAGUGCGAGUCGAAAGCCAUCUCUGAGAGGGCAGCGACCUGUGUCUCUGGCUAGGCUGAGGACACUCAGCCCUGUAUCCUAGGAGAGUGGCACCCCUAUCCCGCCAUGAGGCCUGUGCCCAUGCCACUCCCACAUGGAGGUUCCUGGGUUCGCUUGCAGCGUCUGGGGUCCGAGUACAGGCUCUGCCUCGGCUCCUCAAGAGUCCUGAAGGUGCACUGUCCACCCUCCCCUGGGGGAGACUGGACUUGUACAUACGAUGUUAUUUAUUGUGGUCAUGCAGCUCUGAGAAAGAGAAUGAGGCAGGCUGCGAGUGGUGCCCCAAGGCUGACCCUGGCACAGUUGCCACACCUCCCCUUCUGUCCGAGUUGGAAUAAAGCAACGUGCCCCUCAGGUCAGUGCGAUCCUGGCAGCCUGGCCAUGGGACAGCUCAUGUCUCUGCAUGUGGCCGUCUUGGACCCACGGCUGGAGCACACGUGGGCUGAGGUCAGUGCGCAUCAGGAGCCAGUGAUGCCAACCAUGGGAGCUUGGCCAUGGUCCCCUUGCUCUCAAAGGGCAGUUCCCGGCUGUAGUCAGCUUCACCACGGCAGUUUGGUCUUCAGAGCAGAGCCCCAGCCUUGUGCCAUUGCCACAGCAUGGCCACCCACACCGGGUGGGGAUUGUGUUGAGCCCUUGGCAUGCAGGUCUUCUGUACUUGGAGACCUCUGGAUGCCUUAGAGCUGUCCUUGGUUUUUCCUCCACGCACUGCUGCUGGCUGGCCGGUCCAGAGUCCAGCCUGCCCUGCGUCGGCCUUGUGCUGGAAUUGCCAGCUUCCCAGUUAACGUUUCAUAGCUUGUGCUGCAGCAGGUAAAGGCCAACGCUGUCUUGCAAGCUGUUUUUACAAGUGUUUUGGGGACACGUGGGUGUUGCAGCAUAAACCAUGAAGGUUGAGUGAUUUGCCGCCAGGGCAGAUUCUAACUCAGGAACAACUCUCCUCGACUCUUCCGUGGCCUGGUGGCGUGGCCGCUGUGGCCCAACGCGAUGUCCUGCAGAUCUGCUUAAAGGACCAGCAGAACACUCAUCCUGGAGCACUCAUGGUUUCAGCAUGGCUGCCGCGUGGCCACAUUGCCUUCUCCACGGAUCUCUUCUGGGCUCCCUGGGGCACCGGGUGUCUGUCUUCAAGCAGGCCUUAUACACCUGCUGCCUGGCCCACUUCCGCUGUGGGGCCUCUAGGGCUGGAGUGUGACCUGGCUGCUUCCAGGUGCUCAUCUGCAGGGACGAGCAGAAGCCGCUUCCUGUCCUGCAGCUGCAAAGCACUUUCCUUUCUAAAGAUGCCGAGCCGCGGCCUCUGGACCUGGCAGUGGCGUGGGAGCCCUCCCCCAUGCGCCCAGCCUGCUGUGCAGAAAUGGCCGCAUCACAGCCCGUGGCCUGUGGUUGGCUCCUCGUGUGCGUGCGACAUCAAUGUAAUUAUUAAACUAUUUUUCUUAUUUCA
Cavia porcellus (domestic guinea pig) is the source of this 4504-nucleotide messenger RNA. It is a transcript of the gene Arhgef7, whose product is annotated as Rho guanine nucleotide exchange factor 7. The transcript has 23 exons. Gene Ontology annotation, molecular function: protein binding; guanyl-nucleotide exchange factor activity. Gene Ontology annotation, cellular component: cytoplasm; lamellipodium. Lineage: Eukaryota; Metazoa; Chordata; Mammalia; Rodentia; Caviidae. Gene Ontology annotation, biological process: lamellipodium assembly; intracellular signal transduction. The record is from RefSeq and is a predicted model, not a curated record. Bases 14 to 2725 code for a protein of 903 amino acids.